CGUUUUCGCAUUUGCUUUUUUUAUGUUAGCAAAUAAUUUAUAGUGAACAACAUUAUUCCAAUUAAUAUGUAUAUUAUAGAUCUUAUUGUGGAAUACUUUUCGCAGAAUCCUGAUCUGUAACAAUGCUGCGAAAACUGCUUUUCCUGUCUUUCGUGCUUGGUGUCGCCUUCGCUGGCCAUUCUGCAAACCAGUAUAUUGAUAAUGUGAUCCGGAAAUGUUUACCUCCUGCCAUUAGAGAUUUGGGUCUAGACCCUCUGCUAUUAUCAACAUUCAGUACUCGGUUUGGUCCAUCAACUGUGUACCAGUCGCAAGGUGAGGCCACUUUCACUGACGGCAAAGCAACUGGAUUGGGAAAACUGGAGAGGGUAGGAGAUUGUUCUGGGCCCUCCAUGUACCAAGGAGAACUCUCUAUAAACUGUACUCUUAGAAUUUACAGCAUCAAUCUAUCAUAUCAGGUUACAGUUCGGAAUAGUACCCACUAUUACCAUGCAAGAGCUGGUGGAAAUGUCCAAGAAACUAGAUUUAACUUGGAAAUCAUUGGACGGCCUCAAAACUAUAUUGGUGUUGUGAAAACUUACCGACUUGUUAAACUUGGAAUGGUAAAUCCUGCUAUCAACGGGCUUCCCACUUCGCUGAAUAAGUAUUUGAAGGUGUUAUCUGACGCAUAUAAAACGCAUGUAUCUUCUGAGUUAUUUAGUGCAUUCCAGUAUAGAUAUUCAUAUGCUCUAGACAGAGCUUUUGCACACACGCUAAUGCCAAGGCAAUAAAGUAUAACCAGAAAGUUUAAUAAAUUUUUUUUAAAGUAGA
Messenger RNA from Stegodyphus dumicola, 807 nucleotides. RefSeq lists its product as uncharacterized. Lineage: Eukaryota; Metazoa; Arthropoda; Arachnida; Araneae; Eresidae. The record is from RefSeq and is a predicted model, not a curated record.